This is a messenger RNA of Prorocentrum cordatum, 723 nucleotides long. NCBI's taxonomy places the organism in Eukaryota, Dinophyceae, Prorocentrales, Prorocentraceae. The record is from the annotation of a GenBank genome assembly.
AUGCAGCGUCGUCGUGCCCAACGGGCGCGCGGCGAUAUGUGCCGAGCGGCGCAGCUCCGAGUCAGGCCAUUCGUCCCGCACGUGGUACAAUGGAGGCCAGAGGCCAGUUUCAGACUGGCGGAGCAUGACGCCCAGCCCAUUCGAUUUAUUAUGAUCGACAUCCGCGGGGGCAACCAGGCCGUCGUCAAGUGGAUCAAUGGGAGGUGGUGCUGCUUCAAUCCGAGGGUGGGGCCGCCGCUACGACGGGCUAUGCGUGUACUACGUGAUCUCUCGGCCAAUGGCUCAGCCAUCCCGGCGGAGGCUGGAGGCGACUGGCUCCGGCACGAGCUUCGAAGAGGCAAUGCUGUCGCGGAUGAGCUGGCUGGGAAGGCGGCCAGACGCCAUUGCACCGAGUACUGCUCCCACGACUCCGCUCGUCAGCGCUUCCCGGCGCCUGGGCGGACCGUUUACUUGAGAUGUUUUUUGCAGGGGAGCCUCAAAGGUCAGCAUGCCGUUGCAGGGUGCUCGAUAGAGAUUUGGCUGCAAGAUGGGGCUUGGCAUCAGUGGAAGACUGCAUCCGUGUUUCUCGGCUGCGUGACAUCCGCAACAGCAGAGCUGGUUGCCGCCUCAACCUUGAUCGACUUUUUGGCGAAAAUGGUCUCCUGUCGCACGCCUGCCGAUAUGAACGACAAGAGCUGGGAGGACGAUGACGACCGGCGUCCGCGCACCCUUCGUCGCGUGUAG